AUGAAUGUGUUUGAACGCUUACAAAACCGACUGGCAAAAACCGCCACACUUGUGCCACAUCCGGCCGAAAAGAUAACCCCUCCCGUAGAUCAGCCGGUUCAACCAUCAUUGCCAACACAGGCACAGACACUUCCUCAUCAAGGCGACUACACAUUUCACUCAUCUCUACAGACACAGAAGAACUACCCUGAUGUGAACGUGCAUUCUGCUGGGGAUAAUUAUGAAUGUUCAGAAGAAUGGAACUAUCCAACCGGGUCCAAAACACGAUCCACUCGUGUGGAAACAAUAGUCACACCUGAACCUUCUCGAUCUGGUUCACGUCCGGCCGGACAGAGGCUCGGUCUGGGUGAGCUAGAUGAUGCUGGUCUACCACAGACAGCUGGGGAAUUUAGUAGUUCCGAAGAUGAAGCUGAUGCCUCUGCUCAAGCUCCCGCAGCGGACGGGGACUAUGCCAAUUAUCCCCGAUCAAACGUGGAUAACCGCAAAUCAGUCAUUCAACCGGAAUCACGUGACGCAUACAGUGAUGUGGACGAUCGAUCAGCAUCCAAUUCCUCCAGUUCAAGAGGACCCAGUGCCUACAUGUCUCAGUCGGGAAUUCUUUGGUGUUCCGAACAACCACAACCGUUAGAAGAACUGGUUCCACGUUUCCGUUCCAAUCCUCCCGGAUCAACGUAUCUCACGAAGGCAAUUGCGCAACGUUCGGGGUGUCGUUGUGCACUGUGUGGUCACGACAGUCUGCUUCUAUUUCCAGUUUUGGACACCUCAUUGGCAUUGGCUUCGUGGGCUUCUUGGUCCAUUCCAAGCAAGAGUCAUAAUCGUUCUGCAAUCGGAUAUGAUCGAAACGGAGUUGGACCGACAGUGGCUACAGUUACUGAAGUACACGCUCAACUGGCAGUUUUUCGACAAUGCCGGGGUUGGUAUGAGGUUUUGAAUGAAAAUCAGCAAGCUAUUCCCCAUCUGACCACAGUUGAGCAAUUUCGUCGGGCCAAGCCAGCUACAUUUCUUAUUCGUCGAGAUUUGAAGUGUUUGGCAGCUCCGCCCACGCUGCUGAUACCUCCCCCAAAUGAUGUACGUCCCAAUCCCGAUGGGCCUCCACCCGUCGCAUUUCCAUCCAGUGUGGUUGCUGUAGCCACUUCCCCCGAUACCUUGAACAAUUCUGUCUCCGAGACCAUUCCUGCAGGAACGCUUAUGCAUCUUGUUACGUAUUUACCGCAUUGCCAGUUGAAACGUGGACGGAAAGUCAAAGAGUUAGGUCUGAUUUUGGCUACAAAACGUGUGCCUGGCUCUCCAAUUAGACGUUCGCCUUCCGGUGAAUUAAGCAAUGGAAAUAAUUUACCUUCACGUGCCUAUUACAUUGGUCUGGAGGAUUCCACACCAGCUUUGCUCCCUCCCAAAUUUUCUAUCAGUCCGGUAGCCGGUCCAGAGAAUAUUUCCGGUGUGCAUUCAUUGGCCAGUAUUUUGCGUAAAUUUCGACUUCCCCUGUCCGUCCGACCGGUGUACGGGACAGAAGGUUGUGGCUCAUUUGCUACCGAUCAAACAGAACGUCUAUCGAACGGUUCAGCUAGUGUAAAUCGUAAUCUGUCCCCAAAUUCCACCCUCUUUCAGUGUGGUUUGGCUGCUGUACAAGGACUACAGUUUACAGAAAAACAUUUUCUACGGCUUCAAUCACUGUGUCGUGGGGAUAUCCUCAUAUUUGCUCCAAUAACGUCACCGGAACGUCUGUUCCUCAUUACCCCGUCCAUGUUACGGGAUCAUGUCUUUCAGUUAGGCAGUUCCAGUGAUCCGGCUUACGAGCGCCUGCUUGAGGGACAUCGUCUGCAGUCCAUCAAUUUCCUUGCCUCUGCUCAUCCUCGUGAUUCAUUAAACUAUUUGGUACGUCAUAUGCGUGACGUGACGCGGGAACCUCGUGAAUCCUAUGCCACAAGAAAGACCAAUCGGCACAAAUCCGAAUCGGUUCGUGGUUCAAACACGGAUUCCGGUGUUCCAGACUUGACCCAAGAAGAGAUGUUUCAAAUUUACGAUGACUUGGAUGAUAUUUACUUUUUCAUCCGUCAUGGCUACUAUCCAUCUAAAGGUCGUGGUGGAGAUACCCCUAAUCGAACCAGUGAAUCGAACAACAUAAUCCGAUCGGCUAAGAAUUCUUUUUCCGGCCCCAGUCAACAAACUGCGAAUUCCGAUCAGUCCGAGACAGAACUAAUGUCUCGAAAGCAAGAUAAUUCACAAACUCGGACAAAUAUGCCAACAGCAGAACAACUGUUAGCGGCUUCCUUGAAAACCCCGAUACGGAAUCACAGUUUUCAGACCAGAUGGUCCAACGGCUCGGGUAAUGCAGCCUCAACAUACCGUAUUCAACCGAAAGAAUACGGGAUAUAA
Echinostoma caproni is the source of this 2373-nucleotide messenger RNA. The record is from the annotation of a GenBank genome assembly. NCBI's taxonomy places the organism in Eukaryota, Metazoa, Platyhelminthes, Trematoda, Plagiorchiida, Echinostomatidae.